AUGGCCAUCGCCAGGAGCCUCAUCCUUCUCCUUGGCCUUGCAGCCGCAGACUGCCAGGGCGACUGCGAGGUUGAGGAUGCGUCUCUGAUGCAGGAGGGUCCUGCCCAGUCCGCCGUGCAGGAUUAUUGGCCGCGAGGGCAUUGGAGGCCCUGGGGCCAGAACCACUGGCACCAACCGCACUACUACCAGACGAAAUACUACCAGAGUUACAAAAAUUGGCACAAGUAUUACGAGUACACAGCCAAGACCACAUCCGUGGCACCCUCGACCUCCAACGCAGCCUCGACCUCCAACGCAGCCUCGACCUCCAACGGCGGGGUCUCGACCUCCAACGCAGCCUCGACCACCAGUGGGGCGCCCGCGCCCCCGCCCAGCAUCCUUCUAUGCACCGACGCGGAGCCCCAGGCGCCCCGGGACCUGACGCCCGGCUUCAUAGGCGGUCUAGAGGCCAGGGUGGAGCCCUUGGACGGGGACGCCACGUCGCGCUUCAUCCAGGCCAACAUCCACUUCCACCUGGGUGCAGAGCACAAGAGCGACAUCCCCAAUGGUUACAGCAAGACGCCGGCCGAGGUGGGCUUCAACGAGCCCUUGGUGCGCCCGGAGAAUGCUUCAGACAUCCGAGCCGGCUACUUCUGCGACCUGGAUAACAUCAGCAACGCCGACCUGCAGAACUAUUCCUUCAGCUUCUGCAAAGGUGUCCAAGUGGGCUACACCUACGAGUUUCACUGGGUCUUCUCGACGGGCGCUCCACUCAUCGGCAUCCGGGACGAAAGCGGCGAGGGUAUCUUGGGCAUCUCGGACGGGCUGGGUGGUGCGCUCGCCCGGACGGUGAACCCCAAAAUCAUUGUCCGAGGACAGGUCUGCCGCAUCAUCUACAACCAGAGCCUCGUAGACGUCGACGCGGACUACAAUGACUUCGUUCACCGCUGGCGGCAGCCGCCCGAGGUUCGUGGCGUCCGCUACAUCGGCUCCACCACGGGCACGGACUUCAACAACAGCGUCUGCUCGCCCCUGGAGGUCAACUGGCACGUGGACACGGAAUGCUGCACCCUCUCGGCCCAGACCUUUGACAGGCUCUGUGAAGAAAUGGCAGGAGAGGGCCUGGAAAAGGACCUUGCGCCCAAGCCCUCGCGGGUACUUGUCAGCCCGGAGAUCUCCUCGGUGAAUACCUUCCCACUGGCCGUGUCCCCCCUCCCCCCGAGCACGCCCCCAUAA
Symbiodinium natans is the source of this 1215-nucleotide messenger RNA. The record is from the annotation of a GenBank genome assembly. Lineage: Eukaryota; Dinophyceae; Suessiales; Symbiodiniaceae.